UCGCAUGCUCCACAUGUUGUCUCCUCUUCAGUCACACAGUCAACACAGGGGACGUGGGAAACCCACUUCGACUGCGCCGAUUGGCCGACGCGCCUGUCAAUCAUGGGCCGGCUGGGCGGGUGUAGCUCGGCACCCACGUUAGUGAGUGACCGCUGAAUGAGCCUCAGUGUUUUACUCGGUUUGACAAGUUUCUCUGCGCGAUCAUGGCGCUCAGCCUGAGGAGCUAGUGGACGCAUCGUGCUUCAGCUCCGCUCGGGUCCUGGCUCUUUGGCUAAUGUAGGGAAAGACGCGUUUACCUUUUUCUUUACCUGCCCUCAUCUGAGCGAUUCGACAGCCGGUCACAGUCCACACUGGGAAGACGGACACUAUAGUGAAGAUGGACAGCCGGUCCUUUGACGAUCCCUCGCUGGAUAACCUGGAUCCAACGCUGACGCUCAACGAUCCCAGCGAAAUCGACACGGCCCUGCUGAGCGACAUCGAUUAUAUGCUACAGCUCAUCAACAACCAGGACAUGGAGUUUGGAGGACUCUUUGAUAACCCACCAUACACAGGGCCCCCACCCUCUCAAGAGCUUCCUGGAUUGACCCAGUCCAUUACACCAGCUGCCCCUCCAACCACCACCACCACCACACCUCCAUCUUCCUCUUCCAUCCUAAGCAGCAACCCCCACCUGGAUGCACUUCUGGGCCCACCAAUCACCCGUAGCUCCACCACCCCAGACAAGGCCUUCCAGCCCCCCACUUUCCAGCAGUCCCCCUUGGCCCAGGUGCCCAUCUCCAUACCAAGGCAACAGCCGCCGUCCCCGCAGCAGGCUCAGGCCCUCAGACAACCUCAGGUGUCGCAGCCACAACCCAUUCUCAGCUCUACUGCUCCAGCCCAGGCUGCUUCACCUCAUGGCUCACCUGGAACGAGCCCAGUGUUCAGCUCCACGCCCCAGGCUCUCUUCACCUCACCUGCACCCCAGACUCCCAUUCAGCCACAGACACAACAUCAGGCCCAGGCUCAGUCUCAACAAGCCCGGACUAACUUCAGCAGCCCCAACGGCUACACAUCUGCCAGCCCCAUCAGCAUCAGCCAACCCACCACCACUUUAUCAUCCUCACCUCCAAGCGUUCAGCCAGUGGCCAUCCAGAAUCAGCUCCAGGGUCUGACCACGACCAGUCCUCUGCUGGCCACCACAACAAGCCAGCCCACACAAACCAUCACACAACACGUGCAGCAAGUACCGGUGUUGUUGCAGCCCCAGUUCAUCAAGGCAGAAUCUCUGCUGCUGACCACCCUGAAACAUGACCCCUGCAUAGUCACCACUAUGGCCUCCCCCACGUCCCUGGCCACCACCACCCCAGUAACAAGCACUUCGAUACAAGCUUUUAUGGGCAGUGGCACUAUCCUGACCACCGUGCCAGUCAUGGUGGAUGCUGACAAGCUCCCAAUCAACCGCAUUGCCAUCAGCGGUAAGCCGCUUGGCCUGCCCCACAAGGGGGAGAAGCGCACUGCUCACAACGCCAUCGAGAAGCGCUACCGCUCCUCCAUCAAUGACAAAAUUGUGGAGCUCAAAGAUCUGGUGGCUGGUACUGAGGCCAAGCUCAACAAGUCUGCAGUGCUGAAGAAAGCCAUCGACUACAUCCGUUACCUGCAGCAGAAUAACCAGAAACUCAAGCAGGAGAACAUGGCUCUUAAAAUGGUUGCCCAGAAAAACAAGUCCCUCAAAGACCUGGUUGCCAUGGAGGUAGAUGGACAGGCUGAUGUGAAGAACGAGCUGCCAACCCCACCAGCUUCUGACGUGGGCUCUCCGACAUCCUUCUCACACUGUGGCAGUGAUUCAGAGCCCGACAGCCCGAUGGGGGAAGAGACCACGCCAAAUGUGGGUGCACUGGACACAUCGACCGCAGGCAGCAGUGCUGGCGGAAUGUUGGAUCGUUCCCGCAUGGCGCUCUGCACCUUCACCUUUCUUUUCCUCUCUCUCAACCCUCUGGCUGCUUUGCUGUGUUCAUCCGGCAGCAGCUCAGCUGGAAGCACUUCAGCCACCACAGCCCAUCACGCAGGCAGGAGCGUUCUGGGUGUGAAUAUCGCAGCGGACUCAUGGGGCUGGAUGGACUGGAUGCUUCCAACUAUACUUGUGUGGCUGCUGAAUGGUAUUCUGGUGUCUGGGGUUCUGAUCCGUCUGCUGGUGUAUGGAGAACCUAUAACCAGACCCCACUCUGGAUCCUCUGUUUUGUUCUGGAGGCACCGCAAGCAGGCUGACUUGGACCUUGCUAGAGGCGACUUUGCUCAGGCUAGUCAGAACCUGUGGACAUGUCUAAAGGCUCUAGGUCGCCCCUUACCCAUCUCCCAGUUGGACCUGGCCUGUGCUGCAUUGUGGUCUCUGCUAAGAUUCUGCCUCCAGCGGGUCUGGGUGGGCCGAUGGCUUGCUGCUAGAGCUGGAGGCCUGCGUUCUGACCGCCCCCUGCAGGAGGAUGCUUGCAAAAGCAGCCGUGACGCCGCCCUGGUUUACCACCGCCUGCACCAGCUUCAUAUGACAGGUAAAUUGAAUGGCAGCCACCUGUCAGCAGUGCACAUGGCUUUGAGUGCAGUGAACCUGGCAGAGUGUUCUGGCUCCUGUCUGCCUGUAGCCACUCUGGCUGAGGUCUAUGUCUCUGCAGCUCUACGGGUCAAAGCCAGUCUGCCCAGGAUCCUGCAUUUCACCUCUCGUGCUUUCCUGAGCAGCGCCCGCCAGGCGUGCCUGUCCUCCAGUGGCAGCGUGCCUCCAGCCAUGCAGUGGCUCUGUCACCCACUAGGUCACCGCUUCUUUGUGGAUGGGGACUGGGCUAUUCGCAGUACUCCCAAAGAAAGCAUCUACAGCCAGGCUGGCAAUACAGUGGAUCCUCUGGCCCAGGUGACUCAGGCAUUCAGAGAGCACCUCUUGGAGAAGGCUCUGUACUGUGUGGCCCAGCCUCAUGGAGAGACGAGUCCCAGCCAGGGCGAGGGGGAGUACGCCGAUGCCCUGGAGUACCUCCAGCUGUUGAUUAGUGCAUCAGAUGCUGCUGGCGCCACAUCCCAGUCCUUUGCAAUCAGCUCCAACAUGGCUACUGUGACUGAAAAUCAGCUCCUAAAACUUGGCAAUUGA
Messenger RNA from Paralichthys olivaceus (Japanese flounder), 3106 nucleotides. Lineage: Eukaryota; Metazoa; Chordata; Actinopteri; Pleuronectiformes; Paralichthyidae. The record is from RefSeq and is a predicted model, not a curated record.